AUGGUAAGAAACAACAUACCCUUUGAUCUUGAAGUUUCUAUUCUCUCAAAUUUACCUUUAAAAUCGUUAAAACGAUUUGCUUGUGUAUGCAAAGCAUGGGGUCUUGUAUUUGAAAAUCCAAAUUUCUUGAGUAUUUUUUCAAACAAUUUUAUAUCUCAUCAACAUUCGUAUUAUGAUGAUACACCUCUUCUCUUACUACAAAUGAUAACUGAUUUGGAUACUGGUGGUCUUGACACUCGUUAUAACUCACUGUAUUCUCUCUGUGGUGAAAGUUUUAUAAAUAAAAUCAAAUUAGAAUGGCCAAAUCCCUUCUACGAGGAGGAUUUGUUUUAUUAUAUUUUGGAAUACUGUAGUAUUGAUGGAACUCUUUGUUUGUGCAAUCACAGGGAUUCACUUUUUAGAAUUGUAUUAUGGAAUCCAACUACUAAAAAAUUAAAUGUAAUUCCCCGUAGUCCGAAUGAAUUUGUACCGUGUGAGUGGAGUUUCAUUAAAAUUCAAGGAUUUGGUUAUGACUAUAUUAGAGAUGACUAUAAAAUAAUUCGAGAAUUAUAUUUAGUUCCGCCUAGAAAUGAUUCACAUGAUGAUGAAGAUAUAUAUAGAAAACGUAUGUGGGAAAUAUAUAGCUUAAGAAGUAAUUCUUGGAGAACACUUCAUAUAGACAUGCCUUUUAGUUAUUCUGGAAGUGCUUAUUUUCCACCUGGAGAACGGAUAUACAUAUAUAAAACGUGUCAUUGGUUAGGUUCAAGUGAUACAAAUCCUAAUGGUCCAUGCUUGGUUUCAUUUAACUUAAGUGAUGAGAUAUUCAUUACAACACUUAUACCCUUUUUCAAAGAUGCUAAACUUCCGGAUAACUAUUUUAGCAUACAUUUAGUAUUGUUAAAUGGAUCAAUUGCUACAGUUUCAUGGUAUCAUGGUUCUCCUACUUUCCAUAUAUCGGUAUUGGGAAAACUCGGUGUCACAGAGUCAUGGAUAAAACUCUUUAUAAUUGGACCAUUGUUAGGAGUUGAUCAUCCUAUUGGAGUCGGCAAGGAAGGUAAUAUAUUCUUUAGAAAACAAGAUGGCGAAUUAAUUUUAUUUGAUUUAAGAACACAAAUGAUUAGAGAGCUUGCAAUAAAUGGAUGGCAUUUUAGUCAAGUAGUAACUUAUAAGGAAAGCUUUAUUCCAAUUGGAGGAAUCAAUUUGUAA
Messenger RNA from Vicia villosa (hairy vetch), 1185 nucleotides. RefSeq names its product putative F-box protein At3g24700. Bases 1 to 1185 code for a protein of 394 amino acids. Lineage: Eukaryota; Viridiplantae; Streptophyta; Magnoliopsida; Fabales; Fabaceae. The record is from RefSeq and is a predicted model, not a curated record. The transcript has a single exon. Gene Ontology annotation, molecular function: protein binding.